CGUUACAAAACCAUGGUAUAAGUAGUCGCCCACAUUUAGAGACGUCGGGAGGGUUUGAUCACUACUUUUGAGAACUUUUAGGCGGCUACUUGAAGUUUAACAAAGUCUACAACAAGCAGAAGUAUAGACGUUACAUGAUAUACACCCCGCACUCGUCCAAUAACAUCACAACUUCAUUCCUAACACAAGAAGCAACCCAAGGUCCUUCAAUGCUCCCAGAAUCACCAUAAGCGUUGAGUUACAAAUGAAAACCAGAAGCGUAAGAUCUAGACGGUGAGCCUAACUUAGCGUCUCCAAGCCAUCAGCGUUAGAGGUAAUACUUUGCGAUCGAUAAACCGGCACCGAUCACAUAAUUUCUUUUCCAAGUUAAUGAAUAUAAAAUUCAGAAUUUCGAUCCUGGACUCAUUUCACCUCGAACUGAUCUGAUUUGCCUUGAAUACCCUCGUGAGUCGUGACUUAUUCUAGCUCACUUGGCAUUCCUCUUCGCUAUACACAUCAACCACGUCCAAGACGUUCCUAAGUCGUAAUAUAGUACGUAUACAAACAUAAACCACCAUCCUUAUAGACUUAUACCGAGACAUCCAACCUCCCCCAUCCACCAAAAAUGGACACAGAAACCUUCCUCCGCACCUCCUACACCCUCAUCCGAUCCGUCGCCGCCGUCCCCCCGGGCACAUCCGCACCAACCCUCCCCUCCACCUCAACCCUCUCCACAGCCCGAUCCAGCAUCCCCAGCCCCUCCAGCCCCAACGCCCUCACCGGCCGCGGCCCCGCCGCCACCCUCGCACACCUAACCACCGACAUCGCGCCCGCGCUCGCCGGCCACAACCGCAGCGGCCGGUACUACGGGUUCGUGACCGGGUCCACGCUGCCGGUCGCCGAGGCGGCUGAUAACUUGGUCUCGGCGCUGGAUAAUAGCCUGCAGGUGCAUUUGCCGGGGCAGAGCGUUGCGACUGAGGUCGAGGAUGUGGCGUUAAGGCUGUUGUUGCGGCUGUUGGGUUUGGAUUUGGAUGACGGGGGUGGGGGGGAAGGCUGGGCUGGCCGCACGUUUACGACGGGCGCGACGGCGAGUAAUGUUCUGGGAUUGGCGUGUGGUCGCGAAGCCGUGAUUAGCGCACGCUUGCCACCCGGAAGCGCGGAUGGUGGUGGUGUGGGUGAAUUAGGACUGCUCGGUGCGUGUGCCGCCGCGGGUGUGAAAGAGAUUCAGGUCCUGACGAGUAUGGGCCAUAGUUCGCUAUCGAAAGCGGCAUCGGUUGUAGGGCUAGGACGGAGCGCAGUGAAGGAACUACGGUAUAGCGAGGCUGAGCCCUGGAGGUUGGACUUGGAUGCUGUGGAGAGAGAGUUGCAGCGCGAAGGGGUUGCUAGUAUUGUGGCUGUUAGUGCGGGUGAGGUUAAUACGGGGAGAUUUGCGACGACUAGCGUCGAGGAGAUGCGGCGAUUACGGGACUUGGCUGAUAAGUACAAGGCUUGGAUACAUGUUGAUGGCGCAUUCGGUAUCUUUGCCCGCGCCCUCCCAGCAACAAGCGAGUUUGCACGGCUCCGGGAUUUUACGGCCGGCCUCGAGCUCGCGGAUAGCAUCACUGUGGACGGACACAAGCUUCUUAACGUCCCCUACGACACCGGCAUAUUCUUCACCCGCUCCUCCCACACCCCCCAAGCCGUAUUCCAAAACCCCAACGCAGUCUACCUCUCAACGCCGACCCCGUCCUCCGGCCCCGCCAUCCCCAGCCCCCUAAACAUCGGCCUCGAGAACUCGCGCCGCUUCCGCGCGCUACCCGUGUACGCGGUGCUCCUAAGCGAGGGCGCGGCGGGCGUAGCUGAUAUGCUGGCGCGCAUGGUGCGGCUGGCGCGGGGAAUCGCCGGGGCUAUAGCGCGCGACGAUGAGCUGAGGGGAGACUACGAAUUACUAGCCGCUCUUACGGCCGAGCAGAAGGGGGUAGGGGGGAAAGAGGAGGAGAACACGCAUAUUGUGGUGCUGUUCCGCGCGCGUGAUUCGGGGCUUAAUGCUAAGCUGGUUGAGAAGAUUCAAGCAUCGGGGGAUUGGUACGUUAGCGGGACGAAGUGGGAGGGACAGCCUGCGUGUCGUAUUGCGGUGGCGAGUUGGCGGGUUAAUGUUGAUGAGGAUUUGGCGUUUGUGAAGGGUAGACUGGCUGGGAUAGCUAAGGAGUGGAAGGAUGGGGGUAGUAAAUGAAUAUCUGGGACGAAUAGUAUGAGUUAGGUUAAACUACAUAGACUUAUAUGUCAAAGAGGCUUUUAGUGACAAUGGCAAAAGCUCUUUUUUUCUUCCUAUUGACCUUGCUAAUUGACCCGUCUCUUGGAUAGUCUACCCAGACCAACUUGAAGUUGUAGUAAGAGAAUACUAUAGUUAGGUAAGUGGCCGUAAUUUAUAAUUCGUCUUGAAGCACUUCUCCUAUCGUAAUAUUGAGACUGCUUCGUCCGUAAGUGACAUAUGUUGCAAAAGAUC
Messenger RNA from Daldinia loculata, 2464 nucleotides. RefSeq names its product PLP-dependent transferase. Gene Ontology annotation, molecular function: pyridoxal phosphate binding; carbon-carbon lyase activity. The transcript is spliced from 3 exons. Gene Ontology annotation, biological process: carboxylic acid metabolic process. Bases 605 to 2191 code for a protein of 528 amino acids. The record is from RefSeq and is a predicted model, not a curated record. Lineage: Eukaryota; Fungi; Ascomycota; Sordariomycetes; Xylariales; Hypoxylaceae.